This is a messenger RNA of Ylistrum balloti, 1254 nucleotides long. Its product is annotated as gamma-glutamylaminecyclotransferase C-like. Bases 19 to 498 code for a protein of 159 amino acids. Lineage: Eukaryota; Metazoa; Mollusca; Bivalvia; Pectinida; Pectinidae. The record is from RefSeq and is a predicted model, not a curated record. The transcript is spliced from 2 exons. Gene Ontology annotation, molecular function: gamma-glutamylaminecyclotransferase activity.
UUUUGUUUGUUUGUUACGAUGAAAGUGUUUGUGUACGGAACACUACAAAGAGGCCAGCCGAACUCAAAGCUGUUUGACAACACAAAGGACGGCCAUUACAAGUACUUGGGUGUUGGUGUAACCGUUAAAAAGUAUCCGCUGGUGAUAGCCUCAAUGUUCAAUAUACCGUUCAUGUUGCCCGUUGAAGGAAGCGGCAAUAAUAUCAGAGGAGAAGUGUACGAAGUGGACGAGCGGAUGCUGGAAGCUUUGGACGGACUUGAGCGUCAUCCAGUCUUUUACCGUCGCGAGAUGAUUCCUGUCACGUGUGAGGAUGGCUGUGUUGUAGAGUGCGGCUGUUAUCUCUUGUUUGACUUCCGGAAGGAACUGUUGGAACUUCAGUUCUAUGACUCUUAUGACUCCAACGGAUCUCAUAAUCUACCAUACGUUCUGAGGAGCGAGAGGAAAACAAACGAUAAGGAUGGUAUUUCGACUGUGAUGUCAUUGGUGAAGAAUAUAUAAAAUAAUUGAAUUCCAAAUUGUUUCACUGCCUAGUAUAUGACAGAAUUGUGUCUACAAACAGUUGAAUAGCGUUAGCGAGGCAGGUCAUAAUUACCGACCAUUUUUUGAUAAGACUAUAUUUUGUAUACAGAAUUCAUGGCAAAUACACACUUCACCUUCUAGAAAAGGAUUCGAACCCUGGACCUCAAGCUUACUAGUAUUUUGCUUAUCUAAUCGAGGUUUUUAGAGAAGAUCUCUCUAAGCUAGCCGAGCAGUGUAUUGCGGCGAGUAUUUACCAAGGGUACUCAUUCCCCCUCCUGUAAAGAACCUGUUUUUGAGUUUACAUGUCUUACAUCGAUAAGUAUGAUGUAUGGCUAGGUAUUAUUUUCAAAUAAGUAUUUAUUUCAAUACCAUCACAAGGAUUCCUGACCAUGUUCGUUAAUCUUACGCUAAACUACAGUAUUCUACACGUAAAAAUCAAAGUAUCGAAAGAUAUUGUGGGAAACGGAGAUUUCUGGUGAUUGUACACACAAGUGAAUAGCACCUUUUCAUGAUUUAGAGUUGGAUACAGUCGAGUCAAACAACGAAAUAAACUGAACUCUACAGCUGUUUCAUCCUCCUAGGUUUGUAAGUGGUAUUCAGAGCCUCAAUUUUGAAGCCUAGGAGGCGACCGAGGAAAAAUAUAGUGAUCGAAAGAAUGUCAAAACUUUGGGCCGGUUUCCAAAACGGCCCCUUCUCUGAUUCAAAUUUCCUGUUGGUGGUACAUUGCCCAUGCCG